Phytophthora nicotianae INRA-310 is the source of this 882-nucleotide messenger RNA. RefSeq lists its product as hypothetical. The transcript has 5 exons. Bases 1 to 882 code for a protein of 293 amino acids. NCBI's taxonomy places the organism in Eukaryota, Oomycota, Peronosporomycetes, Peronosporales, Peronosporaceae. The record is from RefSeq and is a predicted model, not a curated record.
AUGGAUAACAUUGCGCAAGGGAUGUUUAAUAUCAGCCAGCUGUGGGCGACAGUUUCGAGCUCAUAUUUUGUCCCAGUUGACGGAACAACCGGUCAGACGGUAAUGAUUCCAGGAAUUGGCGGCAUCAGCUUGCCAACGGAGAUGUGGGAGGCGCGGCAACAGCUGAAGACGUGGGUUGGGGAGCUAGGAUGUCCCAGCGAGUCGAGUAUGGAAUGGGAAGUUCUGGUACGAGCGAAAGAUGCCCAACCGGAAUCGCUAUUCCGAACGUCCAGUUGGAGCUCGACCGAAGGUACGAGCGUGAUUCUGGACACGAAGAUCUUCAACAGCACACCAGAAGCGGCGGCGGCAAGUGGCGGCAGGUGCGUGGUCACGGACACCGCAGGCUUCAAAACCGAGUGCAACUCAGAGGUGGCCAAGCCCACGACGAGAGCUGAGAACAUGUGUGACGUGUGCGUGCCCAAGGACACGGCGGGCGCUGAGAACGAGCUGGACGCAGACGCGACCACAGAUAGCAGGAGUGUUGGUAGCACCGAGGGCAGCGCGUGUGCGAUCAGAGACUUCGAAAGCUACUGCAGCGGGUGCAUGGCUAAGGAUACGGUUGUCGCUGCGGACAACCAGGGCAGUGUGUGCGUGGCCAAGUACACGAGGAGCGUUGAGAACAAGUUCAUCGCGCGUGUGACCAGAGAGACCGCGAGUCUCAACACUAAGUGCAGCCUGUUUGUGGUCAAGUCCACGAAGGGCCUUGAGAAGAAGUUGGACGCAGGCGUGACCCCGGACGUAACAACCUGCGACAGCAAGUGCAUCGUGUCCUUGACCAAGCGCACGACGCUCGCUGAGAACAAGUGCGGAGCAGGUGCGAACACAGGUUCCAGCUGGCGCUGA